Messenger RNA from Helianthus annuus (common sunflower), 903 nucleotides. Its product is annotated as protein DMP5. The record is from RefSeq and is a predicted model, not a curated record. The transcript has a single exon. NCBI's taxonomy places the organism in Eukaryota, Viridiplantae, Streptophyta, Magnoliopsida, Asterales, Asteraceae. Gene Ontology annotation, biological process: endomembrane system organization. Bases 93 to 740 code for a protein of 215 amino acids.
UUAUAUAUACACAAUACACCAACAUCACCGGAGGCCAUUCACCAUUACCAUAACACAAACUACAACCCUACUUAUAAAUCUACGCACACACCAUGUCCCUAAGAGCUAGACCGGUAACAACCGCGUCAUCCUCCGAUGACGAACCCGAAAACGACAUCCCCGACAGCUCUAAACCACCACCGCCACCACCCACUAUGUCACAAUGGGCCAUAUCACAAACUCUAGCCAGCACAGCCCAACUAGCCAACCUCCUCCCCACCGGAACCCUCUUGGCACUCCAAACCGUAACACCAAUAUUCACCAACCACGGCUCGUGUGACGCGGUCACACGUCCUCUAACCGCCAUCCUCCUCGGCUUCCUCACCACCUUUUGCUUCCUUGCAAGCUUCACGGACAGCUUCAAGACAUCCGAUGGACAAGUGUUUUACGGGUUUGCAACGUUCAAAGGCAUGUGGGUCUUCGACUCCCAAACCGCAGCGGCUUCAGCGUCCAGUUUACCGGACCUACGAAAGUACAAGUUGAGGGCUGUUGAUUGGAUUCAUGCUUUUGUGUCCGUAAUUGUGUUGGUGACAUUAGCCAUGCGAGAUAGAAGCGUGGUUAGUUGCUUCUAUCCAAGACCGAGCCAUGAGGCUCAAGAGGUUCUUGACAUUGUUCCACUAGGGCUUGGUCUUCUUUGUAGUUUGGUGUUUGUGGUUUUUCCUUCUAAAAGACAUGGGAUUGGCUACCCGGUCUCCCAUUGAUGUGCAACAUUUCUACAUUUUUUAUUUUAUAUAACGAAAUUACUAUGUAAUCUAGAAAAAUUCAGAAUAAUAUGUGUUAAUUAUUUUGGUAUUUUAGCUUAGUUGUUAACUUUGUAUAAAUUAUCAAAGAAAUAACUAGCUAAUACGAUUAGAUUAACGGAUA